Molecule: messenger RNA, 2511 nt
Organism: Aegilops tauschii subsp. strangulata
Lineage: Eukaryota; Viridiplantae; Streptophyta; Magnoliopsida; Poales; Poaceae
Source: RefSeq, a predicted model, not a curated record
AUGUCGUCGGUGGUUCCGGAGCGGGGCGUGGGCGAUAUGGGUGGUGGAGGCGGCAGUGGCACAAGUUUGGACGCUGCGGGCUCAGUCGACAAUUGUUUUGCUGACAAGAAGUGGGAGAUAUGGUUUCAUUUAGAAGGAAGAAACCCUGUGAAAAGGGGUAUAUAUGAGUCAGAUAUAUCUUUUCUUACUCUACAAUCACUCAUUGCUAGUGAAGGGUAUGGGCAGAGUGAUUACAUGUACUAUGUGAAGGAGGAGGAAAUUGGAUCUGAAAGAGUAAAGUAUUUAGGUAAUGUAGCUAGUGUUCAUGAAAUGUUGGAGUUUUUUAAUCAUGUCAAGGUUGUGAACAUAAGGGUUGGGAGAGAUGUUGAACCUGGAAUAAGUACACAAGCUAAUCAGAAUUACAUGAACACUCAAGAGAGUUGUUGUUUGAAAAAGGUUGUGGAGCAAUCUGAGCUUCAGAAUGAGAUAGAUGAUAGAAAGGCUCAGCUUGAGAGGAGCAGGAUUCAAAGAGGGGCAGAUUUGAACCACUUUGAAGGAGACACUGAAGUGUAUGAAUUUUGUUCUGAUGAUUCAGUUCAUUCAGAUGGGAGUGCUGAAGCUGUUCAACAAAUGGAAAUAGAGUGUGGCUCUGAAGAGGAAACAACAUUGCAAACUACUGCUAUUGUGAAACAUGUGAAGAACCCUGGUCCAACUAGCAGAUGUCACAAUGAGGUAGAGAAAAAACGUUUUGAAGAUUGGUUUCCUGAAGCAGAUGAGUUUUGUUUUGCUGGUGAUGCAGGCAUAUGUGAUGAGGAAGAAGAAGAUGAAGUUGAACUACCAUACCUCAUGAAGAAGCCAAAGACAAAGAGUAGUAAGAAAAAGAUGAAGGAAAGGUUCAGAGAAGCAUUAAGAGAUUUUCAUAUAAGGACUUUGAGAUCUUUUCACUACCACAGGAACACUCCAACAAGAAUUAUUGUUUGCAUUAGAGCAGAGAACACAAAGGUUACUACUAAGUGGCUUUCCAAAGCAGUUGAGCCUUCUCUUAGAGCAGAUCCUAGAGCACCUGUGGAUUCACUUAUUAAAAACAGCAAAGUCAAGUUUUCAGUUGAUGUAUCAAAGAGUGUGGCCUAUAGGGCAAGGAGGAAGGCUAUUAAGGUUGUACAAGGUGACCAGAAGGAGCAGUACUAUAGACUGAGGGACUACCUACAAGCAGUUAUUGAUACAAACCCUGGUAGCAGGUGUAUAGUUACAACAUUUGAGGAUCCAGAAAACCCUGCCCCAACUCCUAGAUUUAAGUACAUGUUCUACUGCUUGCAUGCAUCAAAGCAAGGAUUUCUUAAUGGUUGCAGGCCCUUUAUAGGGCUUGAUGGUUGCUUCAUCAAGCUAACCACUGGACAGCAGAUUCUUGCAGCCACAGGAAGAGAUGGCAACAACAACAUCUACCCCAUAGCCUUUGGUGUGGUUGAUAAGGAAGAUUCAGAGAGUUGGACAUGGUUCCUAACCCAGCUAAGAUUUUGCAUUGGAAGUGGAAGCAAAUUUGGAACCUACACCAUUAUUUCUGACAGGCAAAAGGGUCUUCUUAAGGCUAUAAAUGAGGUGUUCCCUGAUUCCCCUCAGAGAUACUGCCUCAGGCACAUAUAUGCAAAUUUUCAGUCAGCUGGUUUCAGAGGAGCAGAACUAAAAAAGCUAGUAGAUCAGGCAAGCUACUCAUUCACCAAACAUGGCCAUGAAUUAGCAAUGGCAGAGCUUAAAGCAGAGUGUGAGGAUGCCUGGAAGUGGCUUACAAAAAUUCCAAAGGAGACUUGGUGUAGGUCUGCAAUGGAUUACAAUUGCAAAACUGAUCUUGUUGUGAACAACCUUAGUGAGGUUUUCAACAAAAUGAUCCUUGAUGUUAGGGCCAAACCAAUUAGGACUAUGUUUGAAAGAAUUAGGACUAAGCAGAUGAUCAAAAGGCAGAAGACUAGGGAAAAAACAGAGAACAGUAGGUGGAUGAUCACACCCAACUAUUCAGAGAAACUAGAGGAGAAUAAGAAGUAUGCCAAAUUUUGUGAGGCACAUAAGGCUGGUCCUGACAUUUGGCAAGUGUCUAGUAAGGAAAAUCAGUACUAUGUCAACCUAGCUACUAACUCAUGUGACUGCAGGAGGUGGGACAUGACAGGUGUGACAUGCAGUCAUGCAAUAGCAGCAAUGAGCAAGAUUCACAUGCACCCAGAGGACUAUGUGCAUGAAUUUUUCAAGAAACCACUAUAUAUUGAAGCAUACAAAGACAUAGUGUACCCUGUCCCUGGUCCUGGAUUCUGGCCUGACACCCAUACUCAGGAUAUAGAGCCACCAGUGUUCAAAGGAAAAGCAGGGAAGAAACAAACAGCUAGGAGAAAGGGCCAGUUUGAGGUGCGUGCACCAAAAGACACAAGCAGGAUGGGAACAAUUACAUGCAACAAUUGUGGUCUACAGGGCCAUAGAUAUACUUACUGUGGGAAAGCUCUAAACCCAAGUCUUCAGAUGAGAAAGAACUUACACCAGGUCAUUUAA